Brassica oleracea var. oleracea is the source of this 790-nucleotide messenger RNA. RefSeq names its product 60S ribosomal protein L18a-like protein. The transcript has 5 exons. NCBI's taxonomy places the organism in Eukaryota, Viridiplantae, Streptophyta, Magnoliopsida, Brassicales, Brassicaceae. The coding region runs from base 199 to 513 and encodes 104 amino acids. The record is from RefSeq and is a predicted model, not a curated record.
AUUUCGGUGGCAAAAGAACAAAAACGUAAAAUGUCACAAAGAGAUCGAGAAAAGAAGAAGAAGCAAGAGUCUCUCUUUCCGAAGGUCACGGUCACGAAUCUCGCAGGCAAUCUCUCCCGAUCGAUCGUCCCUUGAAGAGCUUUUAAGUUUUCUGGGAAUUUGUUUAUUCGGCGAGAAUAAAUAUAUAAUUCAUUUGCCAUGAAUGAGAAUUUAGAGGAAAAAAAGAAAGGCAAGUAUAUUCUGAUCCGGGAUGGUGAUGAGGAGGACAAUGAGUUAGGAGGACUCUUCUAUAAGCCUCUUCCUUGCUUUGGUUUUGGAAUGGGAUGGCUCUCGUUUCUUGUUGGAUUCGUCUUCCCGUUUGCGUGGUACUUUGCCACAUUCCUAUAUCUCACAAACUAUUACCGCAGAGAUCCUCGGGAACGAUCUGGUCUUGCUGCCUCUGCUAUUGCUGCUCUGAUAUUCAGUGUUGCACUUGUGAUCACUGUUCUUGUACUUGUUUUCUCGUGUCGCUAAUUCUUUCUGGGGUUUCCAGAAGAAACAGCUUCAAGUCUGUUUCCAGAAGUGAAAGUAUUAUAUUUUGAUGAAGAAGAGAAGGUAUACCGCUAGUCCUUUUAGACUCAAAGUUUGGUUUGUUCUUGUACAUAGAUUGUCAGCUUAUUAAAAGUUCAAAAAUGUGAUACCUAACUGUUGGAAGAGAUCUAUAUAGCUUCAGGCUUGUAUGUUAUUUUAUUCACAUUAGAGUCUUAAGCCAGACAAGAACGUACCUAGAUGGUUGUCUGGUUAUUUAUUA